Messenger RNA from Phragmites australis (common reed), 1224 nucleotides. RefSeq names its product UPF0235 protein At5g63440. Bases 277 to 975 code for a protein of 232 amino acids. The record is from RefSeq and is a predicted model, not a curated record. Lineage: Eukaryota; Viridiplantae; Streptophyta; Magnoliopsida; Poales; Poaceae. The transcript is spliced from 7 exons.
GUCUUGGGUCACCACGUUUAUUCCUUCCUCCCUCUGACCGAUUCAGCGCACGCCUCCGCAUCGUCCGCGAGUCCACCUCGGCGCCGAGGUGCUUCCUCCUCGUCCAACUCCCGGCGCCGCCGGCGCUCCUUCGGUCCUUCCUGGUCCCGGCGCCGACGACUUGGAUCCCUCCUCCAGAGCCAGGCGUCACCGCCCCCUCUCGAUUGCCACCACCUGAAUCGUUGCGCUCCAAAGGCCACUUGCCCCUUGGCUGCGGCAUCUGCGUGGAGGGAGGAUAUGCCGAAGCGGACGACGCACACGUACUCGAGCGAGGACGCGCUGCCGGAGGGCCCCGAAUCCGACCUCUUCGUCUACUACUGCAAGCACUGCGCCUCCCACGUCCUCAUCACCGAUACCCAAUUGCAGAAGAUGCCCAAGCGGAAGACUGACAAAGCACAUGUUCUAGACAAGACAAAGCAUCUCUCAAGGCUAAAUGCGAAGGAGUCAGGAAAAGUCAUGUUGAAACGUGGAGAAGGAAAGCUUGAAAAGCAAUUCCGUAUGAGCUGUGUGGGAUGUGACCUUUUUGUCUGUUACCGAUCAGAAGAGGAUCUGGAGCUUGCUCCUUUUAUAUAUGUUGUUGAUGGAGCACUGAGUUCAAUUGCGGCUGAGACAAAUCCACAUGAUGCUCCUGUACCCCCUUGCAUCACACAAUUGGAAGGUGGACUUGUCCAAGUAGCCAUUGAAGUGGAAGACCGGGCACAGCGUUCAGCAAUAACAAGAGUGAACGCUGACGAUGUUCGAGUAACAGUAGCUGCCCCUGCUGCUCGAGGGGAAGCUAACAGUGAGUUGCUAGAAUUUAUGGGAAAGGUGCUUGGCUUAAGGUUGACUCAGAUGACCCUUCAAAGAGGAUGGAACAAUAAAUCCAAGCUUCUGAUCGUUGAGGAUUUGUCGGCGCGACAAGUAUAUGAGAAGCUCCUAGAAGCGGUCCAACCUUAAGAGUGAUCUACAUUGAUUGCCGCAGCUCCUGACCUCGUCAUGCGUUUGGUUUUUUUUCUUCCUUGGAGGCAAAAGACAAAUAUUAGCCAAUGGAGGCAAUUAACCAAUCCGGGCAGAAGCUGUUCAUUGUAAGCGAGAACAUUAACUGAAGAAUCUGAGUUAUCCUCAGAAGGGAUUGUGAUAUAAACUGUUGUUUAAGGAUGCUGGUACACAUUUGAGUAUUAAAAUAUGAUCGUGGAUGAUUUUUCA